Messenger RNA from Onychostoma macrolepis, 2513 nucleotides. Its product is annotated as complement C3-like. The record is from RefSeq and is a predicted model, not a curated record. The transcript is spliced from 3 exons. Gene Ontology annotation, molecular function: protein binding. The coding region runs from base 1976 to 2263 and encodes 95 amino acids. NCBI's taxonomy places the organism in Eukaryota, Metazoa, Chordata, Actinopteri, Cypriniformes, Cyprinidae.
CUGAAAUAAGAGAAUCACCAGCUUCACUCAUUAUUAACCAGACUGACUUAAUUUCUGUCAGACAUCUUCAAAAGCGCUUAUUGGGAAUUAACAGAGAUUUAGAUGAUGAUGUUUUAUUGUUUUGUUUGAUGUUACCAUCAUAGUGAUUAGUGUUUGCUUUAGUUGAGCUCUUGACCCUUGACUUUAUAACAUUGUAUUUUUUUGGGCUGCUGUAACUUUGUUUGUAAAGCACAUAUGUUAUGGCAAGGAAACCCAAAAAGAGACUGCAACCAGGUGGUUUGUUAUUGAUGAUAACAACACAAUCAUCACCUAGAUUCAAUUUGCAGUCUUGGUCUUGGGAAGUUGUGGUCUAAUGGUUAGAGAGUCGGGCUCAUACUCGUAAUCCAAAGGUUGUGAGUUUGAGUCUCGGGCCGGCAGAGAUUGUACUACGAAUGAGGUGCCCUUGAGCAAGGCACCGAACUGCUUCCAAGGCACUGCAGCAUAAACGGCUGCCCACUGUGCCGGGUGUGUGUACACUUUGGAUGGGUUAAUUGCAGAGCACAAAUGCCGAGUAUGGGUCACCAUACUUGGCCGUAAACCACAUCACUUUCAUAAUCAUUCAUGAAGAGCUACAACAGCAUAAAACACAAACAUUAUUAACUACUCUGAUUCUUGAUUUUUCUCUUUGUGUUUAAGUGACAGUGUAUGAAUCUCAACAAUGGUGACAAUCAAAAGCUUCAUGCUGCAAUGCAUGCUGGGUACCUAGUCUCUGUGCAGUGAGAGCACUUUGACAUCACAUUAGUAUGAGCACACAGUGAGGGCGCUGUGAGGUUACACUUUUAGCUCACUGUUACUUCACAUUGUGACCUCAUCACGAGUAUCCUGUGAGCUCAUGGUGAGAUCACUGUGAGAUCAAAUUGUUGACUGGGUAACCAACUAAAUUAAAAAAGUUUGUCAAGUCAAAAUUUAGGUUGGCUUGGCUUGAGAAAGCAUAGCCUGAAACUAUUUGAAAGUUUUACAGUUGAGGGCAAUACAGUCUAUCAGGGGGAAAAAAACAAAACAAAAAAAAAACAGAUAGUUGAGAUGAGACGAGAAGAGAGACAGACACUCAAAUACUUUUUACAGUAUUCACUACAUGUUAAGGAGUUAAAGAACUAUCUGUCUAGACAUAUGAAGUAGGCCUCUUCUUUGAAUUUCGUCUCACUGAUAAUGUCCCUAAAAAGUCAUAUGAACAUGAAGGUAAAUUUAAGAGGUAACACUUUACAAUAAGGUGUCAUUGGUUAGCACUAGUUAAUGUAUUAAUUAACAUGAACUAACAAUGAACAAUACAUUUGUUACAGUAUCUAUUAACUUUUGAUAAUGUUAAUUAAUGAAAAAGAUGAUAAAUAUGAGAAACAUCAUACAUUACAUACAUACAUACAUACAUACCGCGCUACUGCACAUGCGUUUUAUAGACAUACCAUACGUCACUUUGCACAUGCGCAGUAAACACAUACCUAGUAGGUAUCUGACGUCACUGCGCUACAGUCUGCAGCGAGGAGUACUUGUCACUGUUACCUCACAUUGUGACCUCAUCACGAGUAUCCUGGGAGAUCAUGGUGAGAUCACUGUGAGAUCAAAUUGUUGACUGGGAAUGGCUUUGUGUGAGGAAGAAAGAUAAAUUUCACUUUUAAGUCACUUUUAAACCCUUUCAGUGAGUUGUUAACUUAAGUAUCCCUGCAAACAAAUCAGUGAGUUUUUCUUUUUUCUUUUUUUUUUUUAUGGGAAAUAUAUUUUUGUUUUUGUUGUGCUGAAGAAAGUAAGUCAUAAAGGCGUGGGACAACAUUAGGGUGUAAAUGAUGACAAUUUUCCUAUUUCAGUUAACUAUUCCAUUAACCCUGCAGUAAAUGCAAUUUAAAAAAAAAAAAAUUGACUUGAAACAUGACCACUGAAGUCUAAUACGUUAUGGCAGUAACAACAUGUUUGUUCGACAGUAUAUAAAGUCACAGUGUUGGCGAUGAAUCUGACACAGGACACUGACACCUGUACACUGAAAGUGGAAAAAGUGCUAAAAGAAGGCACUGAUGAUGAUGUUGAUGGGGAAGUGAGACAAUUUUUGGCUCGUCCCAGCUGCAGAGAACAUUUAGGGUUGGUAGAAGGCAAGUCAUACCUCAUCAUGGGCAAAUCUGUUGACCUGCCAGAUAUAGGCGGAAGACUGCAGUAUGUUUUUGGAGAGCAUACCUGGCUUGAAUACUGGCCUACAAGCGAGGAAAGCCAAUCACAAAAAGAACACAGGGAGCGAUAGAUCGGCAUCUCUGAUCUCGAGAAUAGACUCAUCAAAUAUGGAUGUUUUACAUAAUUAUAAACACCUAUUUGUUGAUUACAGAAAAUUAAACAUGAUCUCCAGCACGCACUCAUUAAAUCUUAAAUAAUAUUGUUUGAGCCAGAAUACUUUUUAUAAUUUUGAGUAAAAAAAAAACAUGGUUGACUGAAUGAAACUACAAAAUGUUCAUUUUAGACUCCUGACUAAAUAAUCAUGGUGUGAUAAACAGUAC